AUAGAUGAGAUCGGUCUCACCCAAGUUUUUGCGUUGAUAUAUUCGUGUGGUAAAGAGAAGAAUAUAAUCACAUUAAAGAAAAGUAGCCCAUAAGCAAUUGUAGAGAAUGAAAGCUGCAUAAAGUUGAAGGAAGACUCCUCUCAAAAAAAAAAAGUUGAAGGAAGACCAGUAGCUACAUAUGGAAAAAAAACUAGAGAGUUACUAUUAACUACAUUUGAUAAUGAUGAGUGUAUGAGCUAGAAAUUGAAAACGUGGUCGCGCCUCUAUAAAUACAUACACCCUCCAUAGUCGUCUCCAUUCAUUCAUACAUUCAAUUUAAUCAUUUAGAGAGAGAGAGAGAGAGAUGUUGAAAGGCAUAGUAGACACGCUGUCGGGGAAAAAUGGGGAAGAGAAGAAGAAGAUAAAAGGAAGAGUGGUGUUGAUGAAGAAGAAUGUUCUAGACUUCAACGAUUUAGGGGCAUCCAUUCUCGAUCGUCUCCACGAGCUCGUCGGUCAAAGCGUUACUCUGCAUCUCAUCAGUUCCGACCAUUCUGACUCCGCAGGAAAUGCGGUGAAGGGGAAGGUGGGAAAAGGAGCAGAGCUAGAGAGCUGGAUCACAACAAUCACAUCUCUGAAGCCUGAAGAUUCAGCAUACGACGUCACAUUCGAUUGGGAAGAAGACAUCGGAAUCCCAGGCGCAUUCCUCAUCAAGAACUCCCACCACAGCGAAUUCUACCUCAAAACCCUAACCCUCGACGGCGUCCCCGGCCACGAGCACGCCCCCAUCCACUUCGUCUGCAACUCCUGGGUCUACCCCUCCGACAAGUACAAAUCCGACCGCGUCUUCUUCGCCAAUCAGGCCUAUCUCCCCAGCCAAACUCCGGCCCCACUUGUGCCCUACAGAGAGGAGGAGCUGCUGCAUUUGCGUGGAGAUGGGAGCGGAGAGUUGCAGGAAUGGGACAGAGUGUAUGACUACGCUUAUUACAAUGAUUUGGGCGACCCGGAUAGCGGCGAGGAUUCCGCCCGACCCGUCCUCGGUGGAUCAUCGGAUUAUCCGUAUCCUCGUAGGGGAAGAACAGGCAGACCUCCUACUAAGACAGAUCCCAACACUGAGAGUAGGAUCCCAAUUCUUAUGAGCUUGAACAUCUACGUUCCAAGAGACGAGCGUUUUGGGCAUGUGAAGCUGUCUGAUUUUCUUGGUUAUGGCCUUAAAUCCAUCUUCCAGUUCCUCUUGCCUGAGUUUACAGACUUAUGUGCCAGCCUCAGCAAUGAGUUUGAGAGCUUUGAAGACGCGCUUCAAAUCUACGAGGGAGGGUUCAAGUUGCCGGAGGGCCCUCUGCUCAAGGACUUAUAUGAUAAUGUCCCUUUGGAGCUGCUCAAGGAGAUUCUUCCUAGAGAUGAUGAGGGCCUCUUCAAGUACCCGAUGCCCGAUAUCAUCAAAGAGGACAAGACUGCGUGGAGGACUGAUGAAGAAUUCGCGAGAGAGAUGGUAGCAGGGAUGAACCCUGUCAUAAUUAGUCGUCUGCAGGAGUUUCCUCCGAAGAGCAGCCUUGACCCUCAAAUGUAUGGGAACCAGGGUAGCAAGAUAACGUGGGAUCAUAUCAAGAAUGGAGUGGAUGGACUCACUGUUGAAAAGGCGUUGGAGACGAACCGGCUGUUCAUACUGAAUCAUCACGACUCACUGAUGCCGUAUCUGAGGAGGAUCAACAGCACCACCACAAAAAUGUACGCCACAAGGACUCUGCUUUUCUUGCAGAAUGACGGGAGUUUGAGGCCGUUGGCGAUUGAGCUCAGCCUCCCUCAUCCUGAUGGGGAUGAGCACGGUGCCGUGAGUCAGGUGUACACUCCUGCUCAAGACGGCGUUGAGGGUUCGAUUUGGCAGCUGGCCAAGGCCUAUGUUGGAGUCAGUGAUUCUGGAGUUCAUCAGCUCAUCAGCCAUUGGUUGCAUACACAUGCUGUGAUAGAGCCGGUGGUGAUUGCAACGAACAGACAACUGAGCGUGAUGCACCCCAUUCAUAAGCUUCUGUAUCCUCACUUCCGCGACACGAUGAACAUCAAUGCUUUCGCGCGGCAAAUCUUGAUCAAUGCCGGAGGGAUUCUGGAGGCCACCGUCUUCCCUGCUCGAUACGCCAUGGAGCUCUCUUCCUUCAUAUACAAGGACUGGAGUUUCCCCGAUCAGGCACUCCCUACUGAAUUACUCAAGAGAGGCAUGGCGGUGGAAGAUCCAAACUCCCCACACGGAAUCCGCCUGGUGAUGGAGGACUAUCCAUACGCAGUGGACGGCCUCCAAAUCUGGUCGGCCAUCAACUCGUGGGUGGAUGACUACUGCAACCUGUACUAUCCCUCAGACGAGGCUGUGAAGGGCGACACUGAGCUACAAUCAUGGUGGAAGGAGCUCCGGGAGGAGGGGCACGGCGACAAGAAGGACGCGCCGUGGUGGCCUAAAAUGCAGACCCGCAAGGACCUCAUCGACAGCUGCACCAUCAUCAUCUGGGUUGCGUCCGCGCUGCACGCGGCGCUCAACUUCGGGCAGUACCCCUACGCGGGCUACAUGCCCAACCGCCCCACGGUGAGCCGGCAAUUCAUGCCCGAGGCCGGCAGCGAGGACUACGAGAUGCUGAAGACGGACCCCGACAGGGUGUUCUUGAAGACCAUCACGGCGAGGCUGCAGACGCUGCUGGGCGUCGCCCUGAUCGAGCUCCUGUCGAGGCAUUCCUCGGACGAGCUGUAUCUCGGGCAGAGGGACACUCCGGUGUGGACCAAGGACGCGGAGGCGCUAGCGGCAUUCGAGAGGUUUGGGAAGGUGUUGGGUGGGGUGGAGAGGAGGAUCACGGAGAUGAAUGGUGAUGAGAGAUGGAAGAAUAGAGUUGGGCCUACGAAGCUGCCUUAUACGUUGAUGUAUCCUACGAGUGAGGAAGGGUUGACUGGUAGAGGGAUUCCUAAUAGUACCUCUGUUUGAUUGAAAUCUGGGAUUUCCACACAAGUUGUAAGUUUUAAAUAAAUGGAUUCUAGGUUUGAUUUGGUUGGGUAUGUAAAGGUUUGAUGCAACUUUGUUGUUGUCAAGUGUUGUUAUGAAUAAUAAUAAUUUGAAUUUGUUGGUCAAGGAAAA
Molecule: messenger RNA, 3088 nt
Organism: Salvia miltiorrhiza (redroot sage)
Lineage: Eukaryota; Viridiplantae; Streptophyta; Magnoliopsida; Lamiales; Lamiaceae
Product: probable linoleate 9S-lipoxygenase 5
Exons: 9
Coding region: 344-2938 (864 amino acids)
Biological process (GO): lipid oxidation
Molecular function (GO): metal ion binding; protein binding; oxidoreductase activity, acting on single donors with incorporation of molecular oxygen, incorporation of two atoms of oxygen
Source: RefSeq, a predicted model, not a curated record